GUUUUCAGCGAGGGAGUGCAGUGGAGCAUCGCAGGCUGGGAGGAGAAGGAGUUGGGAGCCAGCGCCGGGAAGCAGAGAUCCAGGGCAUAACACAAGUAGAUGAAUAUGGAGGUCAUUCGAAUAGAUACAUGAGAGAGCAUACAGAACUUAGCGUCAAAAUUGCUGAGCUGAAUUGUACUAAUAAAAAGUUGACUGACGAGAAAACAAAACUACAAAGAAGUCUUGAUUUAGCAGAGGAUACCAACACUCGUCUGACUGAAGAGAUAACUGACCUAAAAAGUAAAAUAAAAAGUUCCCAGCAGGCCAUGCAACAUGCUCGGUCCAUUUGGAAUGAGCUUGAAGAUACGAAGAUAUUCGUCAAAAACCUAGAAGACAAAAUUAGUGUUGUAAUUACUGAAAAAAAGCAAAUGGAAAAGGAGGAACAUUUGCUAAGUAGCCACAAGCAGACUUUACAGGAGGAGAAUGAUAAGCUGAUCUCAGAGAAGGAGAAGGUCAAAGAAAAGCUGGAUAGUCUUAGAGUGGAGAACUCAAAGCUACUGCACCAACUGUAUGAAUAUGAAAACCUACUGGCACAGAAAGAUGAACUACUAACACAGAAAAUGAUCCAAACAGAAGAUUUAAUGGGACUAGUGAAAGAGCAAAAAACAUUGUUACAGGAGCUUAAAAACGAAAAGAAUAACUUACAAGAAGAGCUUGCACAGACCCAUGAAGACAUAGCCAUACAUUCAAGUCUUUCCCACGAGCAACGUUCCAGCUCUCGUUCCGUAUGGUCCGUGUGUAAUGAAAUAGAGGAGAUUCAAGAGUCAAACUCAGAUCCAAAAUUAGCACUCCCUGAUCCCUUGUGCCAUAUAGUGGAAUGCUCUCUGGGGGUGGAAACAAUGGAGAAGGAUACCAGGACAGACACAGAGCUAGAAGAACAGAGCAAUAUCUUGUUAAAACGCCUCAGCUGCCUGAGCCAUCUUAAGUGUGUGUGGGAAACAUACGCAAGCAAGCUAAAAGGAGCAAAGCAGAUUAACACUAACAAUAAGAGGACAAGGCAGGAGCAGAGAGUACAAGAUGCCAUAUCAGCUGCCGCUUGCAUAACCGGGUUAUUUUCAGAGGAAGGCUGCUCCUUGGCUCCCUUUAUUCCAAAGAUGAGAUCUUACUUUUCCACUCGGAGACUUUUCCUGGUGAUUCUUCUCUACACCUUGAUCUUCUCCAUAUGGUCUGGAGAGAACAUCUGGACAGUUGUAUCAACAAUUCUGUGGCCUCACCUCAAACUGCAACAUCUGAAGCUGCCACCAAUUUAGUUCUCCCCUGGACUGUAGUAAGAGGAAUAACUAAUAUGUACUACAGUUAUUAUCUCUCAGCAAGAACUAAAACGCUGGCUAAGAGCAAGUUUAAAUAUGUUCAAGUUCCUGUUCCAUAACCUUGCAUGUCUAUUCUCUACAUUGUCUGAAUUUACUCGUCCUUCCAUGCCAGUUGUCCUAUAAUUUAAACUAACUGAUCAUUUAUUGGAUUACAAGUUUUGCCAAGAUGGAAAUUUAUCUAAACUGAUGCUAAGAA
Messenger RNA from Bufo bufo (common toad), 1545 nucleotides. RefSeq names its product KASH domain containing 5 (gene KASH5). Bases 129 to 1289 code for a protein of 386 amino acids. Gene Ontology annotation, cellular component: nuclear outer membrane; meiotic nuclear membrane microtubule tethering complex; chromosome, telomeric region. Gene Ontology annotation, molecular function: dynein complex binding. Lineage: Eukaryota; Metazoa; Chordata; Amphibia; Anura; Bufonidae. Gene Ontology annotation, biological process: spindle assembly; actin filament organization; telomere localization. The transcript is spliced from 14 exons. The record is from RefSeq and is a predicted model, not a curated record.